AUGUCCUCCCAACUGCUACAGUCAGAGCUUCUGAAUCUUAUCCAAGAAUCUAAGAGAAAGAAUGCAGACCUUCGCAAUGCUGCCGAAGAGUCUCUCAAUGACCUGAAGGCGCUGCCAUCUACCUCCGAGGCGCAGAUAUCGGCUGAUCUUGUUCGCAAGCCUAGAUUUGUUAACCCGUUCAUUCUGGCCUGCCAUAGUCGACAUGCUAAGCUCGCGGGAAUUGGCGUGGUCUGCUUGCAACGAUUGGUUGCAUCCAAGUCACUGCCCUCUGAGCGAUUGAAGGACGUACUUGGUGGCCUGAAAGAGAUCACAACCUUGAGUAAGUGCUCGUGCCCCAGAUCUAUGUCAUUGAGACUAACAUUCAAAAGGCCUGGAUAUUCAACUCAAAAUCUUGCAAACUCUACCAUCGUUGCUGCAGCACUAUUCUAA
Aspergillus calidoustus is the source of this 429-nucleotide messenger RNA. Lineage: Eukaryota; Fungi; Ascomycota; Eurotiomycetes; Eurotiales; Aspergillaceae. The record is from the annotation of a GenBank genome assembly.